UGAGCCGGUAGGAGGAGAGCUAGUCUUCCGCCUUCUCUAGCCCACUUCUCCCCACUGUACAGCACCAGCUGCACCGCGCGCGCCGCUUUCUGUGAAUGGUCGCGCGCUCGUCCCCCGCCGCGGCUUUUCUUCGUCCGGGACAAACCGCCGCAGUUGUGCGUGAGCCUCGCUCUCCCCCCUCAUUCGGCUUUCGACCAAGCGGCCCGACUCCCAUCACACAGCGCCAUGUCGGAAUAGACGACGGCCUCAUCCAUGCAUUGGAGUCUUGGGCCCCAGCGCACCGGCUCCGGCUCCAGCCAUGUCGGCCAGGAAUGUGUCGGCUGCUGGCGGUGACACAGCGGCAGAGGGACCGGCAGAAGAUGUGCUGGUUGAGGAAAACCAAAGCAGUUCUGUCUCUCUGGCCAGCCUGAUGACCCCAUCCUCAUCUGGUGGCAUGUCCCUGAACAUGGAGAUGCCCCGAAAGCGCAAGGGCAGCAUAGAGAACCAGGAUUCAAAAUCCGCCUCUAUUCUUGACGCUGAUAUGGAAGACGACCAGAUCAGGUCAGAUGAAGAGGACCAACACGUUAAAAUUAAAUGUUUCAGGGAACCACACAGCCAAAUUGAGAAGAGGAGAAGGGAUAAAAUGAACAACCUCAUUGAUAAGCUAUCAGCGAUGAUCCCCACCUGUAACCCUAUGUCCCGUAAGCUGGAUAAACUUACUGUGCUCCGAAUGGCUGUGCAGCACCUCAAAUCUCUAAAAGGUUCAGCAAGUUCUUUCUCCGAAGCCAACUAUAAGCCAUCGUUCCUUCCUGAUGAGGAGCUCAAGCACCUUGUCCUCAAGGCCGCUGAUGGGUUCCUGUUUGUAGUUGGUUGUGAUCGUGGGAAAAUAGUUUUCGUCUCAGAGUCCGUGACGAAGAUAUUAAAUUACAGCCGGGCGGAGCUGAUUGGGCAGAGCCUCUUUGAUUAUGUACACCCUAAGGACAUGGGAAAAGUGAAGGAACAGCUGUCAGCUUCUGAAUUAUACCCUCGUGAACGGCUAAUAGAUGCUAAAACUGGCCUACAAGUCCAGGCCGACCUCCCAGUUGGUGCAGCCCGUCUGUGUUCAGGUGCGCGGCGCUCGUUCUUCUGCCGCAUGAAGUACAACAAAGUUUCUGUAAAAGUGGAGGAAAAGGAAUUCCAUGCGGGCACCUCCAAAAAAAAGGAGUCGCAGAAGUACUGCACAGUCCACUGCACUGGCUACAUGCGCAGCUGGCCCACAAGUCAGCUGGGAGCAGAGGGGGAAGGGGAGGCGGACAAGCAGGACAGCUCCCACUUCAGCUGCCUGGUGGCCGUGGGACGUGUCCACUCCCACCUGUCGCCUCAGGUUAACGGAGAAGUCCGAGUUAAACCCACAGAGUUCAUCACGCGCUACGCCAUGGACGGCAAAUUCACUUUUGUCGAUCAAAGAGCCACUACUAUUCUUGGGUAUCUUCCCCAAGAGCUACUUGGGACAUCGUGCUAUGAGUACUUCCAUCAGGAUGAUUUGCCACAUUUAGCUGAUAGGCAUCGAAAAGUGCUGCGGAGCAAAGAGAAAAUAGAGACAAACUGCUAUAAGUUCAAAACAAAAUACGGCUCUUUUGUAACCCUGCAAAGCCAGUGGUUUAGUUUUGUAAAUCCCUGGACCAAAGAAGUAGAGUACAUUGUGUCAACCAACACAGUCAUAUCGUAUGAUCACAGCAGAGCAAGUCGGUCUGGAAACAAGUCUGAACAGUUGAGCAAUUUCAAGACUUCUGAAGAUCCCAAAAAGUCCCUUCCAAUCAUACCAGGCAUCUCCACCUCACCUGGAACCAUGAUUUACGCACCAAGCAUAGGGACCCAGAUCGCCAAUGAGCUGCUGGACUUCAACAGGAUGAACUCAUCACCUUCCAGUGGUAACGGCAGCCCAUUUAGUUUUCCGCAGGAGAAGUCCCCACUAACUCUCAAUCCAAUCAGCAACAAUGUGCCAAAUGGAGAUGCUACAGACAUAGAGAUGCCAGGAAAGUCCAGCUCUGAGGAGGAGCCACAGGGAGCUGCAUUCUCAGCAGGGGACGUACUCAUGGGGGAGAAUUCCCAGCUGGAUUUGGACAGCGUGGUUGGACCAGGCCUUAAUAGUCUUAGCAAUGAUGAAGCAGCCAUGGCAGUGAUCAUGAGCCUCCUGGAGACGGACACAAACUUGGGCGAGGCUGUGGACUUCGAAGAGAUGCACUGGUCUUUAUAGAAUCUGCUGUUACAGUGUGAUGUAGUGGCACACUGAAAACCAAUUGGACCUUUUUUUUAUUAUUUUGAUGACAGGAACGGCUUGAAUAGUUACUUCAAGAUGCAGAAUUGUUUCCUUAAUUUAUUAGUUACCUUUUUUUUUCUCCCCCCACAUAAGCUGUGUAGUCUUCAGGUGGGAGGGAGCAGCCUCAGGCGACAGUAAGGGACAUCUGAUUUCCUUCUUCAGGAAGAGGAUGUGCCUCUAAAGCCUUACAGAGCUCUGCCGGCCCUGAAACGCUUCUCCUCAUUGCUUUCCUUACAUCUACCAUCAUCCUCUGUUUUCUGAAGAGGCCCCACCACAUUGAAGAACUGGUGAACACAAAUGACGAACUCCUGUUUAUCUUUCCACUAUGUUUAAAUGAUGGCUGGGCGUAGCGAUGCAAAAAAUGAGCACUUAAUAGAUUUUAUGGUUUUACACGGUUCUGAUAUGAUUAGGUACUGUAUGACAAACUACAAAGUCAUCUUGACAACGUGUCCCAAUCUUUGUGACCCCCCCUGCCCCUCAGGAUUCAAACCGUAGGUAACCAGUGUACCAUGGAGGACCACACUUCCACAACCUCUAAACUUUGAGAGUCACCCUAUGAUGUGCUACUCAGAGAUUUUCUCUUGUCAGUAUCUGAACAUUAUUCAUGGAAAUAGUCCAGUAACUUCUCUUGUACACAGACUUGAACAUAUUGUAUAUGUGUACAUUUGCUAUGAUUGCGAACACUGUGUCUUCAGGCCAUAUCUGUCCUAAAGGGAUAGUUUGCAUAGGAAAUAUAUUUUAAACUUUUAGUAUGUACAUUUCUAUACACUGCCCUGAACUUUGUCUCCUAUAGCUCAAAACAUUUAACAUUUCUUCUUCAUAAAUGUUUUGGAGAGUAGCUAAGUUUUGUGGUGUUUGUGGUUUUUUUUUUUUUUUUAGUUUAUUUUAUUUUUUUGCAAACUCCUGUCAUGCAAAGCAAAACAGCAUUUUAGACGUAGGUUGAGUCCGAUGGUAGAUACGAAAACUCAGGAAGUAAUGGAAACAAAGAUGCCCUGUAAAACCUGUCCUAGCGUUUUUUCCUCCUGUUAAAGAUUUACAUGCUGUCCUGCAUAGUGCAGAUUGCUGUGGUUUAAUGACUUUUUCUUAUUCAUCCACCGUAUGUGUCUGUGUUCUCCACACGUUGUCUGCUACGUAAUCCUGCAGGUAAGCCAUAGCUUUAGCUCCUCCCAGUACUGUUAUGCACUGACAUUUGUUUCGUUUGGUGGUCAGAGGUGCAUUAAGGGAUUGUGCUAUGCAGAACUAUCAUUCCAUGAAGUCUGAACGAUGUGUUUUGUCGAUGUUGCUCCAGAUGGAGUGCUGGCAUGUGGUGUAUGUGGUGAAAACAAUAUUGAAUCACUGGGUUGUAUGGAUCCUGUUUCCAUUUGCCCCAUUGAGUUUUGAAUUGUCCCUGUUUUGCACAUCCUAGAUUUUGCAAUACUGAUAGCUAUCAUAUAAUGACCUAUAUAUUAGUGGUAACAGACUUGUACAUUUAAAUAUGGUUUUGUUAGCAAAUUAUGUAAAAUGACACAAAAUACCUUGGCAGAUUAAGCCUUGUUGAUGGCAAAAAUAUGUUUUAAUCUUUGCUAUGUUCAGUUUAAUAAAGGUAUUCUAUUAACAGUCA
Molecule: messenger RNA, 3878 nt
Organism: Betta splendens (Siamese fighting fish)
Lineage: Eukaryota; Metazoa; Chordata; Actinopteri; Anabantiformes; Osphronemidae
Gene: bmal2
Product: basic helix-loop-helix ARNT like 2
Exons: 17
Coding region: 299-2215 (638 amino acids)
Biological process (GO): regulation of transcription by RNA polymerase II
Cellular component (GO): nucleus; transcription regulator complex; aryl hydrocarbon receptor complex
Molecular function (GO): DNA-binding transcription factor activity, RNA polymerase II-specific; protein dimerization activity; RNA polymerase II cis-regulatory region sequence-specific DNA binding
Source: RefSeq, a predicted model, not a curated record